GUGACGGUGCCGACUGCCUAACUAUGGACUGUUGCAUUUAGAGAUGGGGCAGACUCAACAAACGGGGAGUUGUGAGGAGAUUGACGUUAAAGCUCUUCAAGAUAUGUAUAAAAAAUUUGUCCUGGAGUGCCCGAGUGGAGUUCUUUUUCUGCAUGAGUUUAAACGUUUCUUUGGAGUGGACCCAACAGGGGAACCAUCUGAUUAUGCGGAGAGCAUGUUCCGAGCCUUUGACAAGAAUGGGGACAAUACAAUUGAUUUUCUUGAGUUUGUGGCAGCACUGAAUCUCGUUUUCCGGGGAGACCUGGAACAUAAACUACGCUGGUCAUUCAAGGUGUAUGACAAAGACGGCAAUGGCUACGUGGACAGGAAUGAGCUGCGCUCAAUAAUUGAUAGUAUCUAUCGGAUCAAAAAGUGCUCAAAGAAAGACAUGAGCGAGACACAACUUUCAGUUGACGAGGUUGUGGAACGAAUAUUAGAUGCUGUUGACUUUGACCGAGACGGUCACAUUACUUUGGAAGAGUUUAUUAGAGGUGCACAGGAAGAUCCAUGGGUGCUAAACAUGUUGCGGUUGGACAUGAAUCCGGCUGGAUGGGUUCUGGAGAACAGAAGAAAGAGUGCACAUUUCUGAUGCGUCAACUUUGCCUUUGCUGUGAUGUGAAAUAGACGCAGUCAUGGUGGCAGAAAUACAGCAGACUUUUUUUUUUUCAUUCACACGUCUGUGCCAUUUAUGAACAUGCAGUUUCACAUUCACAAAUUGAAAACAUAUUGUUUUCAAUCAGUUUAAUUAACAUUAA
This is a messenger RNA of Xiphophorus couchianus (Monterrey platyfish), 794 nucleotides long. RefSeq names its product guanylyl cyclase-activating protein 2-like. Gene Ontology annotation, biological process: visual perception. The coding region runs from base 44 to 628 and encodes 194 amino acids. Gene Ontology annotation, molecular function: calcium sensitive guanylate cyclase activator activity; calcium ion binding. The record is from RefSeq and is a predicted model, not a curated record. Gene Ontology annotation, cellular component: photoreceptor inner segment; cone photoreceptor outer segment. Lineage: Eukaryota; Metazoa; Chordata; Actinopteri; Cyprinodontiformes; Poeciliidae. The transcript has 4 exons.